UGUUUUCUUAUAGCAAAUCAACCGAGUUAUUUAUUGUUAAAUAAAAAACUACCAAAAAUGAGUUUUCUUAAGCCAAAAGAUAAAAUUGAAGAGGGCGACACGGUAAUACUUUAUCUCACCGUUAAUUCAAUGCACGCAAUCGAGGCGACACCCACAAUAGUCAACAAGAAAGGCGAAACCAUUGAACACAUAUUCCAAACUUCUUACGGUGCAUUGAAGGUGCGCAAUUUAAUCGGGGUCGCUUAUGGCAGUCGAGUGGAACUUUCCAAAGGUUGGGCCUAUGUGCUGCAGCCAAAUCCAGAACUAUGGACACAAACUUUGCCACAUCGCACCCAAAUCAUUUACACACCAGAUAUUAGUAUGAUACUCUUUCAACUGGAAGUACGCCCCGGCUCGGUCAUAGUCGAAUCAGGCACCGGUUCAGGUUCCCUGUCUCAUUAUUUCCUACGUGCCAUUAAACCUAGUGGACAUUUACACACAUUUGAUUUCCAUGAGGCGAGAGUGGAGCAAGCCCGUGAAGAAUUCGAGCGGCAUGGUUUAGGUAAUUUCGUUAGCGUUUAUCAUCGUGAUGUUUGUCAACUGGGUUUCGACAAUGAUUUGGAAGGCAAAGCAGAUGCAGUAUUUUUAGACUUGCCCGCCCCACAAUUGGCUGUGCCAUUUGCUGUAAAAACUUUGAAAGCCGAGGGUGGUCGUUUUUGUUCCUUUUCACCUUGUAUUGAACAGUCACAACGUUGCUGCAUUGCUUUACAGGAACAUGGCUUUACAGAGAUUCGGUCAAUAGAAAUACUGCAACAGGAGCAUAUCGUUAAAACCAGAACGAUUCCAGUCCUCGACUUAGAGUUCCUAAAACAUAAGAAACCUUCGUCACAGAUAGCGGAUGAACCUGACACUGAUACAACUAAUGAAAAGACUGGACCUGUGAAAACACCUAAGGAAACCAAAAAACUGCUUACAUCCUCUGCGCCUCCUACGCUACCAGGACAUACGGGUUACUUGACCUUCGCCACACUGCCUCCGGCAUUUGUGCGAUAGCGACUGUUUCACAUAGUACGAUAUUU
Molecule: messenger RNA, 1058 nt
Organism: Anastrepha obliqua
Lineage: Eukaryota; Metazoa; Arthropoda; Insecta; Diptera; Tephritidae
Gene: Trmt61
Product: tRNA (adenine(58)-N(1))-methyltransferase catalytic subunit TRMT61A
Exons: 4
Coding region: 58-1032 (324 amino acids)
Biological process (GO): tRNA methylation
Cellular component (GO): nucleus; tRNA (m1A) methyltransferase complex
Source: RefSeq, a predicted model, not a curated record